GCUGGCCUCAGCGGCCCCCACCUCUGGGAGCAGCGCCCCCGCACCCUUCCGGCCCGGGGCUGCAGUACCGUCCCCGGCCGGCAGAGGCGCUGCGGGGCGGCGCCAGCGCGUUCCCACAGGUCGCGGCGGAGGCUGCGCCCCCUCCCCUGCCCGCUUCCUGGUCCUCGGGGUGUGAGGGCCGCAGCCUGGGACUCCAGACCCAGGGGCUGCGGGUGUCCUCGGCGGCCGCCUCAGCGUCCGCGGCGACGUCACGGUCCUCGCGGCCUCGCAGCCAGCGCUCGGGCCGGCCGCCUAAUGCCCGUGGACGCGCAUCUCCUCCCCGAGUUCCUGCUUCCCGGGCCAGCCAAAGCCGCAGAAUGUUUGGCAGACUCUUUCAUGACGCAGGAACCCUGAAGGAUCAUCUCACCUAUGGGCAAGUUCAGCAGAUAUAUCUUUGCGGCACCUACAUGUCCAGUUCAUCAAGCAGUCCAGGUGGGUACUGUGAUGUGUAUCUGCACUACUGGUUGAGGUGCUGAGGAUGGAGAAGUUGGGAGCCCUGGCCUGAAGAACCCCAGUACCCCUGGAGGAUGUUCCAGAGCACAUGAACAUGAAGCUCACCUGCCCAGGGGGUGGAAAGAAGGGAAAGGAUAUCAUCUUCCUAGAGUGUGACGCCCCACUCAGGACAUUUAUCCACAGUUCUGCUGAGGUCCCCACUGUGCUGGCUGUGGAACCGAGACCUGCCCCCUGCAUAGCCCUAAUCUCCACCCCUCCAUGGCCCUAAGCCCCAUUGUUCCUGCCCAUGGUUCCUCCCUGCUUCAGUUCAGUACAUUCUGCUCAACCAGUAGAUACAUUUCUGGAGCAUGACCUUCGUCCUAACUCCCGCCCCCAGAACUUUCUGUUUCUUCCUCUGCAUUUCACCUUCACUCUGGCCAGCCUGAAUGAAGUUCUGCAGGCUGAACUGAAAAUGUCGAAGACUUCGGGUACAUGGUGAGUUCACUUUGCGUGGGGUCUCCGCUGACAAACGUGCUCAUGAUGCCUGUCUGUGGUCGCCCUGUUUAGUUAGGACUGUGAGGUUUCUCAUGGUGCUCUCUUGGUGCAUGGUUCAAAGCGUUCAUAAAAUUCCAGAACAACGUCUGGUCAUGGCGCUGUGAGGCUGGAAGGCCUGGACCCUACUUCUUCUCUCUGAGGCUUUUGCUCUGUGCAGGUUACCCGCAUAUUUGAGCAUCUGCUUCUGGUGAAUGAUGGAAAGUAUUUGUGCAGGACAGUCCUCAGGUCGUAGGUAUUAAAGGUUAGCAGUUUACUCUUAGAAUCGAGAUUCACUUUGGGUUACAUCUUGGAAUCUGUUGGAGCCAUCAAUCUUUGUUUGCUUUUUCCCCUCAGGGCACCCCCUUUUUCUGUCCCAUUUCCUAUUAUCGUGGAGUCUAUGUAGUGCUGUCUGUGACCUGCCUCUGAUCUCACUGGAGUGUG
Microtus oregoni (creeping vole) is the source of this 1446-nucleotide messenger RNA. Its product is annotated as synapsin-1-like. The annotation marks the transcript as partial. The record is from RefSeq and is a predicted model, not a curated record. The transcript has 3 exons. NCBI's taxonomy places the organism in Eukaryota, Metazoa, Chordata, Mammalia, Rodentia, Cricetidae.